CACGAACAAGUGCAGCAUCGUCACAGAGGAGGGCGACGGCUCCACCAGGAAGGCUGCUGUUCAGCUCAGCGACGGCUUCGGCGACGUCUUGCGGCUUUUGUUGCUGCAGCUGCAGAGAGAUGGCAAGCUAAAAAAGGCUGACGUCGUCGCUGUCCCUGCCACACAUGCGGAGUACGUCGGUCCGCCUAUGUACCCAGCUCUCUCCAUUGUUCCUAAGGAUCUCGACAACGGUCACUUAAAGGUGGAUGACAUCCUGCGAGUCGGACAUAGGUGGACAAAUGUUCGCGCUAUCAGAGGCUUACAGGGCAUGGACUCGGACAAGCUGCUGCGGGUUUUGGCCCCUCACCUGCCGCACCUCGAAGAGCUCCAUAUAAAGGGUGAAGUUGUACCGGGGGUCAUGGAGGUGGUUGAAAAACUCUCUUCUUUGAAACGACUACACGUGCAGUUUGACUACGACUCAGAGUACCCAGACCUGCCGCUUCAGCUCGAGGAGCUAUCCAUAAGGAAUGUAAAUGAUGAUCAGCUGGAACAUGUGAUGAGCAUGCCCAAUCUGCGCAGUCUGUACGUAAGAUCUUACGAGGGUCCAAGUUUGACCUUCCCCCCCUCUAAGUACGGGAAGCUGCUGUGGCUGCGCGUCGCCUUUGAUUCAACCAACAAGUCAACCAUGAUGUCCCUCGUCCGUGCCUUCGCAUCGUCUCUGCAGACGCUCCAGCUUUACUGCCCUGUCAACGACAAGACGAAAUAUAAUCCAGACUACUACCAUUCAGAUCUGGGUGAGAUCCUGGCGUCGUGCGAUCUGCAGGCCCUCAGGCGGCUCGUCCUUGAACGUCCAUUCAAAGAUAUUCCGUGCUCAGAGAUGGCUGCCUGCUUGCUGCAACAACGGACCAUUCGGAGCUACUUUCCCUCGUCUGUGGAAGUGGUUUGCGGCUCGUGUCAUACACACCCUGUCCUGUCCUAGCGUUGAAGUCUCGAUUGAGAUUGAAGCCACGAUGUAAGCCGGAGCCUCUGUCCUCCCACCACCACCACAUGAUGACGGUGGAGACGUCGAGUGGUUUCAAGGAUCGAGAGAGCGAAGCGGGAGCGCGCUCGUUUGGCACCCCUAAAUUUGAUGUAUAAAGAUACGUAAACAUGUUUUAUUAAUUAUUAAAGCGUAUCUGUGGUUAAUGUUAUGUUGUAAUUAUCAACCAAAAAUUAUUAAAACUUUUCCGAUGCAUUUGUA
Molecule: messenger RNA, 1219 nt
Organism: Frankliniella occidentalis (western flower thrips)
Lineage: Eukaryota; Metazoa; Arthropoda; Insecta; Thysanoptera; Thripidae
Exons: 2
Coding region: 188-958 (256 amino acids)
Source: RefSeq, a predicted model, not a curated record